AUGGGUCAGUACAACUACACUCAAUCGUCUAGUAGUUCCAUAAGGAGUGAGAGUUCAACUGCUCGGUGUCGAGCCGGUAGAACCUCUGUGCCAAUUAUCAAAACUUCCACUACGGCCAAGAAUCCGGGUAAGAGAUUAUAUGGUUGUCAUAACCAUGCGGAUUGUUUGUACCAUAUAUUCAAGUGGUGCGAUGAGGCUAUAAUGGAAGAGUUUGAAGAGAUGAAGCUGGUGGUCGAACAACAAGCUGAUUUAUUUCAUUUCGUCAUAAGUAACGAGAGCCAGGCCAUACGAGAUUGUGUUGAUAAACCAACGAUUUGGCAUUGCAUUCAGAAAACAGACAUAGAGCUAGCACAACUGAAGGAGAUGAUUAUUGAGACUCGUUACAGAAGCGUCGAGGUGAAGAAUGCGAUGGUAGCGUGUCUAAUCCUCAUAUGUGUGAUCGGUUGUGUUUGUGUUUGCUUGAUAAAAUUUUAG
Arabis nemorensis is the source of this 474-nucleotide messenger RNA. The record is from the annotation of a GenBank genome assembly. NCBI's taxonomy places the organism in Eukaryota, Viridiplantae, Streptophyta, Magnoliopsida, Brassicales, Brassicaceae.